Messenger RNA from Vicia villosa (hairy vetch), 1300 nucleotides. Its product is annotated as coatomer subunit beta'-2-like. Gene Ontology annotation, molecular function: protein binding. The record is from RefSeq and is a predicted model, not a curated record. Gene Ontology annotation, biological process: intra-Golgi vesicle-mediated transport; endoplasmic reticulum to Golgi vesicle-mediated transport; intracellular protein transport. The transcript has 10 exons. Lineage: Eukaryota; Viridiplantae; Streptophyta; Magnoliopsida; Fabales; Fabaceae. Gene Ontology annotation, cellular component: COPI vesicle coat. The coding region runs from base 139 to 1068 and encodes 309 amino acids.
CUCGUAAGAAAAUUCUUUCUCCAUUUCUUAGCUACAAAGCAUCCUUAACUAUAUAUACACAAAAAUACUUCAACCAAAUCAUACAUCUUCAACAUUUCUUCUACCAUUUUUGUAAAAGAAAAACACCAAAUUUCUAAUAUGGAACAAACUCUCUCCUAUGAAAUUGAGCAUGACUUUGUUCAAAACAGUGAAAGAGUGAAAUCUGUUGAUUUGCAUCCAACUGAGCCAUGGAUUUUAUUGGGUUUAUAUUCCGGAACUAUUUCUAUAUGGAAUUAUCAAACAAAGGUUGAAGAGAAGUCUUUCAAAAUUAGUGAAUCACCAGUGAGAUCUGCAAAGUUUAUUGUUCGGGAAAAUUGGGUUAUCGCAGCGACUGACGACAAGUAUAUUCGUGUCUACAAUUAUGAAAAAAUGGAAAAGAUAAUAGAAUUUGAAGGACAUAAAGAUUAUAUAAGAAGUUUGGAUGUUCAUCCUUUUCUGCCAUAUGUGGUGUCUGCUUCUGAUGAUCAAGUUUUGAAAUUGUGGAAUUGGAAGAAAGGUUGGUCAUGUGAUGAAACUUUUGAAGGACACUCGCAUUAUGUGAUGCAAGUAGCAUUUUACCCUAAGGAUCCAUCUACUUUUGCUAGUACAUCCCUCGAUGGCACUCUAAAGGUUUGGACUAUUGAUUCCCCAACUCCGGUUUUCACCUUUGAAGGACACUUGAAAGGAGUGAAUUGUGUUGAUUAUUUUGAGAGUAAUGAAAAGCAAUAUCUUUUAAGUGGUUCUGAUGAUUAUACUGCCAAGGUAUGGAAUUAUAAUUCUAAAGAAUGCAUAAAAACACUUGAAGGACACAAAAACAAUGUUACAACAAUAUGUGCUCAUCCUGAGAUUCCUAUAAUAAUUACAGCUUCAGAGGAUUCUACUAUCAAAAUAUGGGAUGUUGUCUCACAUAGACUUGAAACUUCAUUGGACUUUGGUCUUGAGAGAGUAUGGAGCAUUGGAUAUAAAAAAGGAUCAUCUCAGCUUGCUUUUGGUUGUGACAAAGGAUUUAUCAUUGUUACGGUGAAACUUGAAAGUAACCAAGUGAAAUAAGAUUAAACAAACAAACUAAGAUGUGUUAUCUAUUUUUGAAACAAGACUACAAUAUAAUUUCUGUUGUUGAAUUUUCGUUGUAAAAUAAAGAAGAAUGUUUAUAAAGAGUAUCUUAAAAUUUGUGUUGUUUGUAUUAGUUCCUCUAGCAAUAAUGAUCAACGUGUGAUUAUGUGUUAGUUUAGAUAAAGGGUGUGCUAUUAUAAUAGCUUUUAUAAAUCACAUAUUGUAUCUG